This is a messenger RNA of Morone saxatilis (striped sea-bass), 2229 nucleotides long. It is a transcript of the gene ppp1r3b, whose product is annotated as protein phosphatase 1, regulatory subunit 3B. The transcript has 2 exons. Gene Ontology annotation, molecular function: glycogen binding; protein phosphatase 1 binding. Bases 106 to 999 code for a protein of 297 amino acids. The record is from RefSeq and is a predicted model, not a curated record. Gene Ontology annotation, cellular component: protein phosphatase type 1 complex. Lineage: Eukaryota; Metazoa; Chordata; Actinopteri; Moronidae. Gene Ontology annotation, biological process: regulation of glycogen biosynthetic process.
GAGGGAGAGAGAGAGGGAGGGAGAGGACGUCUGGACUCCACAGAGACCUGGUUCCGACCCACUGCAGACCGGCUGCCCGCGUCACCUCAAAGCAGAGCCCGACAGAUGGUUGUCCGAAAGAGUUCCAGUGCACUGAGCGCGUUUCCUCCCGAGCUCACCAUGCCAAUUGACAUGGCGUUACCUCUGUACCUGUCCAAAGAGGAGUUUGUCUACAGGACGUCUCCCAAAACUCGAAGACCUGCUCUGAACUCCUGCAUGAGGUUCCAGCACUCUCGCUGCGUAGAUCAGACUGAGCCCGAGGAUGGAAGAUCCUCCAGGAAAGCCAAGAAGCGUGUGACGUUUGCUGAUGAUAAAGGCCUGUCUCUAACCAAAGUGAAGAUCUUCUCUGAGUUCAACGAUCCCAUCGAUAUUCCUCAGAACAUCCAGGAGAUGCUCAACUCGGCUCUCUCUCUGACAGCUAAGGAGGACAAGCUGGUGCUGGACUUCACUCAGCCGUCCUCGGACUACCUGCACUUCCGUCAGAGACUGGAGAGGAACUACGUCUGUCUGGAGCACUGCGUGUUGAAGGAGAAGGCCUUAGCAGGAACCAUUAAGGUCAAAAACGUGUCCUUUGAGAAGUCUGUGAAGCUGCGGGUGACCUUUGACACCUGGAAGAGCCACAUAGAUGUAGACUGUGUGUACAUGAAGGACACGUAUCCCAGCUCGUACAGCGACACGUUCUCCUUCAACGUGUCUCUACCUGAUGAGUUGGGGCCGCACGAGCGCGUUGAGUUCGCCGUCUGUUAUGAGGUGGGUGGAUGUGAGUACUGGGACAGCAACCACGGGGAGAACUACAGCAUCGUCUGGUCCUCCAGGAAGAGGAGCCACCGGGACGCCUGCAGCCGCCAGUCUGACUUUGGGAUUCAUUUUGACCGAUACGGCAGCCCCACCUGUUCACACGGUAUCUUCCCCGAUUGGCCGAGUUACGCAGGAUACGAGAAUACCGGGCCGUACUACUGAACGGGAACCACAUUUGUGGUUCGGGUUUUUUUUUUAAAUGUCCUGUUGUCCUGUUGCACAUCACUGUAAACUCAUCUACUUGAAACAAAGUUUGCCGUUCUGGACUCUUAAUAUAUCACCUGAACUUUGUUAUUGUUUAAGAGGUUACCUGUGACCACCUCUACCUCUACUCUACUGCAACUCAGGAUUACUUUCAUGAUUAAUAGAACAAUCGGUCGAUCUUUAAAAUGUCACAGUUUCUCACAAUCCAAACCGAGCGACCCAGAGAGAUUAGUUUAGUGUGAGAAUAGACUGUAUAAUUAAAAAUGGCUGUAGUCUCUUCUUCUGGUUUCACAACUGGAGAAUUGGCGCCACCUACUGCUUAUCUGAUGAACCAGCUCACAUACUGCUGGUGGAUGGAAACAAGCAUUCACACAUUGUCUAUUGCUGAUUUUCAGUUAAUAUUUGCGAUAAGUUACUAUGGAUACAUGUCUGUUAGAAUGAGAGUGAGACCCCAGAGACGUCACUGUGUCCCCCUCAAACCAAACCUCAGCUAUUGUCCUUCUUCCCAAACAGCAGCUGUGACGUUAACAGAAGUUGCUCUUUAGUUCAUGUAGAGAUGUGUUGCCACCAAGACAAAUGAUGACUGUUGUCUUUGUAACAUCGUUCUAAUGAUCUCUGCCAUUAUCGAUCAAACUUACUAAAACUGUCCAUCACAGAGUCCAGUGUUACUAACCACCGGCCUCCAGCUGAGGUGAUGGUUUAAUAUUUCACAGGAGCUGUUGCUUCAGAUGGUUUCCCAACAUGACACAGGUGAAGUUUAUCUGGUUUCUUUUUCACAAUAAUCUACACACGUUCAGUUACAACAUCAGCUACAACAGCAGUUUUUGGAAUGAAAUGUGUUAUUCAUGUUACUUUUUUGUUAUUUUUCUUAAGGGAACUAGUUAUACCUCAUUUUUAGCAGGAUGACAGGCUGUCAAUUACUGGUUGCUCGUCAUAUCGAGUUUUCCCUCACAGUCUCUAUAUUUUAACCUUCUAUUUGAAAUCCAGGUGUGUCUGUGUUUGCACACGAGAACAAAGACGCUGCAGUGUUAAAGCUGUUUGUAAUUAAGCAUUAGCAUUGAUUUCCUGUCUGUUUUUAAUGUCCUUUUGUUUGCACAUGCUCAGUAUGGAGGUGUAUGAAUGGGUUGUUGUGAUGCUGCUCAGUAAAAUUCUCAUUAAGUGUUAUUACAAUGUUUUGUGCAAAAAUUG